Messenger RNA from Rangifer tarandus platyrhynchus (Svalbard reindeer), 624 nucleotides. Lineage: Eukaryota; Metazoa; Chordata; Mammalia; Artiodactyla; Cervidae. The record is from the annotation of a GenBank genome assembly.
AUGGAAGCCGGUUACCCGCCCGGACGGAAGAGGGCUGGGGCCGGGGGGCGAGGAGAGGGGGCCUCGCAAGGACUCGGGGCGGCAGAUCAGUCAGACACGAAGUCUGUCAGAAGUGAAGUCAGUCACGCGGGACGCACCCGGGACACAACCGAGUGGGCGACGUCCCGCCGCUCAGGCGGCCACGCGGGCCACGCCCCCCGCGCGCACACGUGCUCCGAAGGCGCAAGAGCAAGAGCAGGCGUCUUCCCGCGAGUGGGGACGCCAGGCCUCCGCAGAGCCCCCUGCCUUGUGGGAGGAGGUGAUGCCUUCAUUUCGCAGAUGAAGCAGCCAAGCAUUGGAGAAAGCAAUGUGCUGGCUGGCCUUGCAGGGACUCGGGGCGGUGGGGGCGGGGGGGUGGAGGAGACGGAGGAGCAAACCCAGGCUGGACCGUGCAGGGGCGAGGCUGGUGCCCAGGGCCCCCCCGGACCGGAGGAGGAGCACCGGUCAGUUCUGCCUGCGCCGCAGAGACCAGGGAGACCGUCGGCGAUGGCCCGUGAGCCGGUCCAGAAGGAUGGGAAGGAGUUCAUCCUGAAGACGACGGAAGGGAGACUUGGUCCUUCCAAGGAAGGACCUGCAGGACAGUAA